Molecule: messenger RNA, 1320 nt
Organism: Homalodisca vitripennis (glassy-winged sharpshooter)
Lineage: Eukaryota; Metazoa; Arthropoda; Insecta; Hemiptera; Cicadellidae
Source: the annotation of a RefSeq genome assembly
AUGAUAAAAUUUAUUUUAUUUGUUUUUUUUUUAACCCCCCUUUUAUUUAUUAAUUAUUGAUUUUUAAUUCAGUUUUUUUUUAUUUUUUUAAUAUUGUUAUUUUUAGUAAAUAGUUGUUAUGGGUUUUUUGGUUCAGUUAGUUAUUUUUUUGGUAUUGAUAACAUUUCUUAUGGUUUAAUUAUUUUAAGAAUUAUAAUUAGUAGUUUAAUAAUUUUAUCUAGAUCAUCUAUUUUUGGUUCAUUAAUAUCUUCAUUCUUUUUAUUUUGUUGUUAUCUAUUAAUAAUUAGUUUAAUUUUAAUUUUUUGUGUUAUAAAGAUAAUUAUUAUAUAUUUUUUUUUUGAGUUUAGACUUAUUCCCCUUUUUUUAAUUAUUAUAGGUUGAGGGUAUCAGCCAGAACGUUUAAUUUCAGGUUUAUACUUGUUUUUUUAUACUUUGUUAGCCUCUUUACCUUUAUUAUUAGUAAUUAUUUAUUUAUAUAUAAGUUUUGGUAGUAUAAGUUUUGAUUAUAAUUUUGGUGUCUCAUUAAGUUUCAUAAUACAUUUUAUAAUAUUAAUUGCUUUUAUAGUUAAAUUGCCAUUGUAUAUAUUUCAUUUAUGAUUACCUAAAGCUCAUGUUCAAGCUCCUGUAAGAGGUAGAAUAAUUUUAGCUGGCCUACUAUUGAAAAUUGGUGGUUAUGGUAUUCUUCGUUUUAUAUUUAUUUAUGAAUAUUUGUUUAUUAAUUUUAGAUGAUUUUGAUAUUCUUUAUCAUUAGUUGGUUCUUGUUUAGUUAGAUUAGUAUGUCUAAUUCAAGGUGAUGUAAAAUGUUUAAUUGCUUAUUCUUCUAUUGCUCAUAUAUGUAUAUGUUUAAUAGGAAUGUUAUCAAUAACUAAAUUUGGUUUAAUUGGUUCUUAUUUAAUAAUAAUUGGUCAUGGGCUUUGUUCGUCGGGUUUAUUUUGUUUAGCUAAUAUUUCUUAUGAACGUUUUUUGAGCCGUAGUUUUUUUAUUAAUAAGGGUUUAAUAUUAUUUAUACCUAGAAUAAGAAUAAUGUGAUUUAUAUUUUGUUCUUUUAAUAUAAGUUGCCCCCCUAGAAUUAAUUUUAUUAGUGAAAUUAUAAUUAUAAAUAGAAUAAUUAUGUAUUGAUCUGGUUCAUUAAUUUUUAUUAUUUUUAUAUCUUUUUUUACUGCUUGUUUCAGAUUUUAUUUAUUUAGUUUUACACAACAUGGUAAAUAUCAUAAUUUGUAUUGUUAUAGUCUUGGCAAUGUUCGUGAAUACCUUCUUAUAAUUGUUCAUUUAAUACCAUUAUUUUUAAUUAUUUUAUUUAUAGAUUGUAUUUUUUGAUAA